Molecule: messenger RNA, 465 nt
Organism: Ramularia collo-cygni
Lineage: Eukaryota; Fungi; Ascomycota; Dothideomycetes; Mycosphaerellales; Mycosphaerellaceae
Exons: 1
Coding region: 1-465 (154 amino acids)
Source: RefSeq, a predicted model, not a curated record
AUGAAGAAGAUCGAAAACCUCUCAGUCCCCGCUCUCCACCUCUUCCUCAACCGACUCCCCCAAGAACUGUACGAGGAGAUCUACAAUCUAGUUUUCACAGCACCCGCCGGACCCAUCAAUCUCACAGUCCGCUUCAACCCCAUCAUCCACCUCUCCCUCAAACUCCUCCGCAUCGACUCCAACUCCCGCAAAAAGUACGCCGCAUCUUACUACAGUCGGGAAUUCACUUUCCACGCCAAGUGGCUCAUGGACUCGAUUCAGCCGUUUAUCAGAUGGACGAGAUCUAUUGAUUCUUGUCAUUUGGCGUUUUUGACCAAAGUUACGUUGGUGAGGAAUAAUAAUAGGGGGUUGACUGAUAAUGAUUAUUUGGCGUGGAUUGUGGAGAGCUGUAGGAGGAGUGUUGCGGCGGGGUUGGGGCAUGAGGUUAUGAGGAAGGUGGUUUAUGAGUUGUCUGAUGGUCGUUGA